Molecule: messenger RNA, 1326 nt
Organism: Alternaria rosae
Lineage: Eukaryota; Fungi; Ascomycota; Dothideomycetes; Pleosporales; Pleosporaceae
Product: 3-oxoacyl-reductase-like protein
Exons: 3
Coding region: 124-1068 (314 amino acids)
Source: RefSeq, a predicted model, not a curated record
ACUCCGCAAGUCUACUUACUACCCGUUCGACAUCUCCAUAACACACGCGACUGCGACACUUGUAGUCAUUACGUUACAUUAAACCUCAAAACUCUCCCCAUACCCCCAAAGGAAGCUUCCACGAUGCCAACCGCAGUUGCGAAGGUCCAGCGGCAGGGAGUGAGCAAAGAGCUUUCAGAACCUCUACCCGAGCCGGAGACUUUCGAGGGAUUGAAGGGAGUCAGGGAGAUUGCAGGGGAUCUGGGAAAUCAACGCGUCAAGGACAAGGUCAUCAUCGUUACUGGCGCGAACUCGGAGAUAGGCAUCGGCCGCGCAAGUGCGCAUCAAUUCGCGCGUAAUGGCGCUCGCGCAAUUUACGUCUGCGAUUUCGCGAACAACCACCUCGAGACACACAAGCGCCAACUCAACAGCCUAUACCCCUCCACCGAGGUCCACAUCCGGCAGUUCGAUGCUGCAGACGAAGCAUCAGUACAAAAGGUCUGCCAAGAAGCUCUAGACACCUAUGGCCGUCUCGAUGUCUUCUUCGCCAAUGCAGGCAUAUCAUCUGGCAAGGUGUUCUGGGAGGAGUCAACAGAAGGCUUCAUGAACGUCCUGCGCACGAACGCCUUAUCCGUGUUCCUCGCAGCAAAGCACGCAUCCCGCGCUAUGCUCAAGACCUCGGAUGAGAAACCAUACCCGAAGGGCAGCAUCAUCGCUACAGCAAGUGUAGCGGGUCUACGCUCCAACGCCGGCCCUACAGACUACUCCGCCUCCAAAGCCGCCGUCAUCAGUCUCAUGCAGACGUGCGCAUAUCAACUCGCCGGAUCUGGUAUCAGGUGCAACGCUGUUUGCCCUGGGCUGAUCGAAACUGGUAUGACCAGGGUCACGUACGACGCGGCGAGAAAGAGGGGUAGCGAGAAGAAGAUUGGCCAAUUAAACCCACUGCAAAGAGGAGGGCAGCCGGAUGAGAUUGCGAGGGCGGUGCUGUUCCUGGCUAGCGAUGAGGCUAGCUAUGUUAACGCGCAGGCUUGGGCUGUGGAUGGUGGGUUGAGUGGAGGACUUCCUUUCGUACCGGGGAAGUUGGCAUAGAUCUGGGUAGAGCGCGCGAGGGUCUUGGUACGAGUGACUCAGUCAGUGGUCUAUCAUAAUUCGAUCGCGACGCCUAUCAAGCGACAUGAACCCUAUCACUAUGCAAUAAAAGACUCCAAUAUCCCGCAGGCUCCUCGCGUCAGUGCACUCGGAAUUCAUUACUGACAGGUGCAUCAGUAUCUGCAGGCUGUUCUGGUCACAUGCCAUUACGCUAUCAUAACCCUCCAGUCGUCGCUUAGCCAGCCACGAACCCGGACU